CAACAUUUGAAAAUACAAUCAUGUGGUUUAAAAAAGUUAGGUGAAUUUAGUUUUGUAAAUGUUUAACAUUGUAAUUAAUCAUACGCAUGGGUUUGCAACCAGGAUACCAAUAUCCACUGGAUAUUGUUCCAGGUUUAUACUAUUGAUUUAAAAGAUGGCGACACUUAUAUAAAAAUAAAUGUAUCAUGUAAUACAAACAACUUUGCCAUCUUUCAAUGAAAUUGAUAAAAACUUGAUAAAAAAGCUUGACAGGUCGAAAAUAUUUUUUAAAUAAUUUAUUGUAAGCUUUGAUGUGGUCCAUUAUAUUUGAGCUGUUGUUGUUGACAAACAUUCUUACUUCAAUGCACACUACUCUGAAGGCUACACAAGUUUCAUUGGAUGCUUUACAACGUACAAAUGAUGCCCUUCAGUCCACUAACACAGAUCUAGUGAAGCAGCUUGCUUCUAAGACAGCUGACUGUAUUGAACUUAACAAGGAAAACAUGCAGCUCCGUAACCGUUUACUUGUUGCAGAUCAGCCUUCAACGAAACAGGACGCACGCUGCCAGAAAUCUCUACUCAUUGGUUCGUCCAUUGUGAGAGAUGUUGAUGAGACCAGAUUAUUAGACACUGAAGUGAUAAGUAUCAGCGGUGGCAAAAUUGCUGAUGCUAACCGUACAAUUGCCGAAAAAUCUGGUUCCUAUAAAUCUAUCAUACUACAAGUAGGAAGCAACGAUUGUGCCAAAUGUGAGGACCUGGAUAAAAUAGCUGAGGACUACAAAAUGCUUGUAAAGGGCGCUAAACAACGCACCAACAAUGUCAUCAUAUCCAGUAUUACACCACGUACAGACAAUGACACUGCCCAAGCAACAAUCGAUCUAAUAAAUGCAGGUCUAGUAACAAUUGCCGAGGACGAGAAUUGUACCUUCGUAAAUAAUGACCUUGAUUUCAAGCUCCGUGAUGGGACUGUUAAUGCAGGAUACCUGCUGCCAGAUGGACUUCAUUUGUCUGAUGCAGGGACAAAUCGUCUUGGGGUUAAUCUCAAGCUUAACACUAACUUGAAAUCUGUCGCUAAGCCUAGGAAUAGGAGGAGGAAUAAGCCAAAGCACAAUGCCACCAACAAAUGCUAUAGCCCCUAAUACUCCCACACCUACGCAC
This is a messenger RNA of Owenia fusiformis, 1137 nucleotides long. NCBI's taxonomy places the organism in Eukaryota, Metazoa, Annelida, Polychaeta, Sabellida, Oweniidae. The record is from the annotation of a GenBank genome assembly.